This is a messenger RNA of Aphanomyces astaci, 225 nucleotides long. RefSeq lists its product as hypothetical. The record is from RefSeq and is a predicted model, not a curated record. The transcript has 2 exons. Bases 1 to 225 code for a protein of 74 amino acids. Lineage: Eukaryota; Oomycota; Saprolegniomycetes; Saprolegniales; Verrucalvaceae.
AUGUUGCAGCUAGCCGGCUACACUGCUGAGAAAGUGGCCGCUGCCGUGCCGGUGAUCACGAGUUUCGAGCACACUCUGGCCGGUGUCGACCUCAUCAAGCUAGGGACUCCACUGGACCAGAAGUACCCGCUGCUUGUCGGCUCGUGGCUCAAGCCCAACGCCUUCGACAUCUACGACCAGUGGUGUGGGUCGAACGACUGGGUGGGGCUUAACUACUUGACCUAG